GAGGGCAGAGGCGGAAGCUGCCCUCUCGGGCGCUUAGGCAACCCCGGGGGAAAGGAAACAGCCUCCGGGGGCGGUGUGGCUGCUGGGGCUGCCGGGGUUGUGGGGCUGCCUGGGCUGCGAUCGGCUGCGCUCGCUGACUGCUGUCUCCAAGAUGCAGGAUCUGGACCCCGAGGAGUUCCUGAUGGAUGAAGAGGAUGAUGUUUUUGGUGAAGGACUACCAGCCAGACUCCCAGAAAUCAUGUUGGUAGGAUCCCAGUCCUUCUCGCCUGGAGGGCCCAAUGGGAUUAUCAGAAGCCAGUCCUUCGCAGGGUUCAGCGGCCUUCAGGAGAGGCGAUCCAGAUGUAACUCCUUCAUUGAAAAUUCCUCCGCUCUCAAGAAGCCUCAGGCCAAACUGAAGAAAAUGCACAAUUUAGGACAUAAAAACAGCAGCCCUCCCAAAGAGCCUCAGCCUAAAAGGGUGGAAGAGGUCUACAGGGCCUUGAAAAAUGGACUUGAUGAGUAUCUGGAGGUUCAUCAGACGGAGCUGGACAAGUUGACAGCUCAGUUAAAAGAUAUGAGAAGAAACUCUCGCCUGGGUGUGCUGUAUGACCUAGACAAGCAAAUUAAAACCAUUGAAAGAUACAUGAGACGCCUGGAGUUCCACAUUAGUAAGGUAGAUGAGCUCUAUGAAGCUUAUUGUAUCCAAAGACGCCUGCAGGAUGGUGCCAGCAAAAUGAAGCUAGCCUUUGCCACCUCUCCUGCCAGCAGAGCUGCCCGGGAGAGCCUGUCGGAGAUCAACCGGAGUUACAAGGAGUACACGGAGAACAUGUGUGCCAUCGAAGCGGAGCUGGAGAAACAGCUGGGGGAGUUCUCCAUCAAGAUGAAAGGUCUGGCCGGUUUUGCUCGCCUCUGUCCUGGGGACCAAUAUGAAAUUUUCAUGAAGUAUGGCCGACAGAGGUGGAAACUGAAAGGCAGAAUCGAAGUCAAUGGCAAACAGAGCUGGGAUGGAGAGGAAAUGGUGUUCCUGCCCUUGAUCGUUGGAUUGAUUUCCAUCAAGGUCACAGAACUCAAAGGGCUGGCCACUCACCUCCUGGUCGGCAGCGUGACCUGCGAGACCAAAGAGCUGUUUGCAGCCCGACCUCAGGUGGUGGCCGUGGACAUCAAUGACCUUGGCACCAUCAAACUCAACCUGGAAAUCACCUGGUAUCCUUUCGACGUGGAGGACAUGACCCCAUCUUCGGGGGCUGGGAACAAGGCGGCCGCCCUGCAGAGAAGAAUGUCCAUGUACAGCCAGGGCACCCCGGAAACGCCCACCUUCAAAGACCACGCCUUCUUUUCUAAUCUACCGGAUGACAUCUUUGAAAAUGGGAAGGCAGCCGAGGAGAAAAUGCCACUGUCCCUCAGCUUCAGCGACCUGCCCCACGGGGACAGCACCCUCACCGCCAGCCCGGCCGGCUCUCUGCCCAGCGCGGGUUCGGCCAAUCCAGAAAUCACCGUCACCCCGCCGAGUGAACCCCGCCAGCCGGCCUCCCAGCAGGAGGGCACCGAUGACUCCAGCUCGGCGCCUUCCGGCAGCUCCUUGGGCGAAGGGCGGGGUCCCAGCCCCACGCGGAGGGAGGCACCGAGGUGCCCAAAAAAGCCAGGCCUCCCGAGCGCCCGCGGGUGCCAGGCGGAGCGCCUGUUCCUGGAGAAGGGCGUGGCGGAUGCCCUGCUGCACGAGUCCGAGGAGACCUCUGAACUCAAGCCUGUGGAGCUGGACGCUUUCGAAGGAAAUACGAAGCAGCUGGUGAAGAGGCUCACCUCGGCGGAGGUGCCUGCGGCCACCGAGAGGCUGCUCUCGGAGGGCUCGGUCAGCGGCGAGUCCGACGGCUGUAGAUCCUUCCUAGACGGAAGCUUAGAGGAUGCGUUUAAUGGGCUUUUCCUUGCGUUAGAACCACAUAAAGAGCAGUAUAAGGAGUUUCAGGAUCUGAACCAAGAAGUCAUGCACUUGGAUGAUAUUCUCAAAUGCAAGCCCGCAGUAAGCCGAAGCAGGUCUUCCAGUUUAAGUCUUACAGUUGAAAGUGCUUUAGAAAGCUUUGAUUUCCUGAACACCUCUGACUUUGACGAGGAGGAGGAGGAUGGUGAGGAGGUUUGUAAUGUUGGAGGAGGUGCUGACUCAGUAUUUUCAGACACUGAGACUGAGAAACACAGUUACAGAUCAGUACACCCAGAAGCCAGGGGGCAUCUCAGCGAAGCCCUGACUGAGGACACCGGAGUCGGGACGAGCGUGGCAGGAAGCCCUCUGCCACUGACCACAGGGAAUGAGAGCCUGGACCUCACCAUCGUCAGGCACCUGCAGUACUGCACCCAACUGGUCCAGCAAAUCGUUUUCUCAAGCAAAACCCCCUUUGUGGCCAGAAACCUCUUGGAGAAGCUUUCCAGGCAAAUACAAGUGGUGGAGAAACUCUCGGCCGUCAGUGAUGAGAACAUAGGGAACAUCAGCUCUGUCAUCGAAGCCAUACCAGAAUUUCACAAGAAGCUGCCUUUGCUGUCCUUCUGGACCAAGUGCUGCAGCCCAAUUGGGGUCUACCACAGUUCAGCCGACAGAGUGAUUAAGCAACUGGAGGCCAGCUUUGCCAGAACUGUCAACAGAGACUAUCCGGGACUCGCAGACCCAGUGUUUCGAACCCUGGUGUCCCAAAUCCUGGACCGGGCUGAACCCCUGCUUACCUCCAGCCUCUCCUCCGAAGUCAUCACUGUUUUCCAGUAUUACAGUUACUUUACCAGCCACGGCGUGAGUGACCUGGAGAGUUACUUGAACCAACUGGCCAAGCAAGUUUCCAUGGUUCAGACUCUGCAAUCACUAAGAGAUGAGAAACUGCUGCAGGCCAUGCGUGACCUGGCACCCAGCAGCCUUCCGGCCCAGCAGGAAAUACUCAGGACUCUGGCUCUGCUCUUAACCAGGGAUGACAGUGGAGUUAGUGAGGCUGUGAUGCUUUACUUGGCAGCAGCCUCCAGAAAUGAGCAUUUCAGGGAAAAGGCCUUGCUCUAUUACUGUGAAGUGCUAACGAAGACUGACCUCCAGCUCCAGAAGGCAGCUUGCCUGGCACUGAAAAGCCUGAAGGCUACUGAAAGCAUUAAAAUGCUGGUGACACUGUGUCAGUCGGAUACUGAAGAAAUCAGAAAUGUGGCCUCAGAAACUCUCUUAUCUCUUGGAGAAGCUGGACGGCUGGCAUAUGAACAGCUGGAUAAAUUUCCUCGAGACUGUGUUAAAGUUGGAGGUCGUCAUGCAAGUGAAGUUGCCACGGCCUUUUAAUUGAAAGUUAACUCUGCCCAACAGCUGUCUUAAUAAACGGCCCUGUUCA
Phacochoerus africanus (Common warthog) is the source of this 3323-nucleotide messenger RNA. RefSeq names its product RHO family interacting cell polarization regulator 2 (gene RIPOR2). Lineage: Eukaryota; Metazoa; Chordata; Mammalia; Artiodactyla; Suidae. The record is from RefSeq and is a predicted model, not a curated record.